GACGUACAAGUCAGCGGGUAUGAUUACCCAGACCAAGAUGCCAUCACUGUCACUGUGGCAGGAUCGCAAAUCAAACUGAAUUCCGAUCAGGUAAAUGCAGUCAACAUGUAUAAUAAAGAGUUCCCUAUACAAAUUGUGGAUAGUGCUUACGGCGCCGGUAAGUCUGUUUGCGCAUCAAAAAUGGCAGAAGAAUCUGCCAAGCUAGACCAUAUUAUCCUUGUUACCGCAGUUCAAAACAGUGCAUUAGACGUCAUCGGGGCGAAAAUAGAUGAAAUGCAGUCCCAGCACAUCAGAGCUGUCCGGUAUAUCAGUGAAACCGUUGCCCAAAACAUCAAGCAUCAGUCCCCUUUUGCACUUCAAACCCUCAUGGAAAAAUUCCACCUUACCCAUGGGCACUUAAUGCCACAACCGUUAUACAAGGCAUUCAAGCAAUUUUCCGAUGAUCGCCGUCGUCUACGCAACUUCAUGUUUUCAGGCACAGCUGCUAACAUCGUCAACACGGAACACAAGAAACUUUUGUUCUUAGAAGAGCGUACUUCGUGGAAAUUGAAGGUUCUCACGCGUAAAUUUAUCAAAUUAUAUAGGCCAAACGUAUAUCUCUGCACUGUUUCUACGGCACUCAACCUUACGCGUAAGCAAGGUUUGUGGCGUAGGAUCGGCAAUUCAUGGCACAGAUUCAUUUUGGAUGAAGCCUCGAUGGUACCGGAAGCUACCUUGAUGGCCCUGAUUUCACGUUUUCCAAAUGCGCUGGUUACGCUGAUUGGGGAUAGCAAGCAGCUUCCCCCCUACGUGGGUAUCCAAAACGUUCCGUUAGCUGUCGCUGUAAGCUCUCGAUCAGUUUUAGAUCUGGUCGCUAAUCCAGCAUGGACACCAAUAUCUCACCUCCGAACGGUCUACCGUCCGCACUUCGAAAUGAUGCAACUCAACUCCGAUCAGCAGGACGACUUCGAAUGCUAUAAGGUCGUUGAUGAAGAUGACUAUGAUCUUUUAAUUUCAAGAUAUUUGUCACAAGGUGACUGCGAAACUGCUACCUAUUGGAUUGAUAGAUCGUAUGCAAAAAAAUGCGAAACCUCCUCGAGUGUGAUUGACUUUGCGAACUACGUUAAGGAUCUGACGAUUGUUCAUCAGUAUAAACGUGUAUCACAGUUGAUACUCAAUCGCCACCUCGUAAAAAAGCAUAUUGUAUUUGCCUAUUACUAUGUAAAUGCUCUUUUUCAUCUUCGAAUGUACUCGGUUAUAGUUCAGCUCCCCAUCGGGAAUUUGAUGUUGACGGAGGGGCUCCCGGUGAGAUAUCCUGAUUAUCAUUGUGGAUUGGAAGACUACUUGGAUUCUUUCAGUGCAGAAUUGUCCGAGAAUGAUCUUGCAGCGUUAAAUAAAAUGAUGACAUCUCUCAAGUUGUUUUCCGCCCUUAUGGUUGUCUACGGUCGAACCUAUAUCCUUCUGGAGAAUCGAGAUUUUGCAUCUCGUUGCUUGGUAGCAGCUUUUUUACAGGACCGUCGCUCUUUGGCAGCUGAGCAGUUACUGAGAAACUACAAACUAGUUCCUUCUUCAAGCAAAGAUCCUUGCUAUCGCUUGGUCGCUGAGUUAGUGGAAACCUGUAAGGAGAAAAAGGAGAUGAAGAAGAUGAAACAAACGGAAAUCCCGGGCGAUCCACGACAGAAGACCGAGCUGGCCCGCGAGCUGUACCGGGAUGGCAAAGUUGCGGAGACUUUGGAAACAACAACUAUGAUAAUGGAAGAACAUGGACUUUACAUGGACUGCAUAAUAUUGCAUGCGAACUGCCUCUGCUACUUUCAAGAUUGGAAAAAACUCUUCCUUCUUGCUCAUGAAAUGGUAUUCUCUUUUCCCGAUCACCAUUACAGUUGGUAUGUGGUUGCUGCGUAUUACUUCACAUGCAACAACAUACCUGCGGCCAAAAACUUCAUAAACAAGUCGGCGCUGAUGAGGACAGCCUUUGGUGAGGCUUGGAUUGCGUACGGCCACAUUCUAGCGGCUGAAUCUGAGAAUGAACAGGCUCUGAAUUGCUACUACCGGGCCGCACGAAUCUUACCUUGGCACUACGAGCCAAAGAUGUACAUUGGAAUGCAGUACUGCAGGGUAGGGGUGAGGAUGGCAGAGGAAUUCCUUCGUGAGGCAUCAUGCAUAAGGUCGUGUGAUCCUGUCAUAAUGCAUGAGCGUGGAUCUUACUACUACCGGUAUAGCAAGUUCCACACAGCCGAACAGUUUUUUAAUAACGCUCUGCUGGCUGUUAUUGGCACCGACUCAGAGGAUGUCGAAUUCGUGGAUUCAAGCUCUUUACUUAAUGAGCAGAUUGAUCCGUUCUGGCAACCGUUGGUAGCUAGUCUGGGUCAUGUAUCGCGAAGGUUAGGAAAAUUCAGAGAAUCUAUCAAUUUUCAUAGCAAGGCCUUGUUAAUGAAUCCUAUGGAUUACCAUUCCAUGGCUUCGAUGGCAAUGUCUUAUGCUUGCCUUGGUGAGACAAAUAUUGCCACUCGUUACUUUGCCAAGGCUCUUGCUCGAGCACCUUAUGAUGGGAUGGUUCGGAAUGCGCUUGAUAAACUUGCUCAACUGGAAAAUGAUUAUUGGGAUUAUACCGUUUUCAAAACAUCUGCUGCAGAGCCGAGUAAUGAUUUAGAGAAGAUAUUCUCAGAGCGAUCUGUUUCUGUUAACGAAGCUAAACGAGGUGCGGUGGAUUCGACAAGGCCUAAGAAAACGCUGGCUGAUCUUGCAAAAUCUAGAAUUGCUACAAGAAGGAUGCGAUUGGCUCCAUAUUGCACCAGGGCCAAAGCAAUGAGCCAGAGAGAUGGAGAGGACGACGAGGCUGGCCUGGCCGACCACCUAGUCGUAUUUGAUCCCCAGGCAUACUCGGUACCAGCGCCACUGCACCGCACAAUGCACUCUUCCGCGUAG
Molecule: messenger RNA, 2907 nt
Organism: Haemonchus placei
Lineage: Eukaryota; Metazoa; Nematoda; Chromadorea; Rhabditida; Trichostrongylidae
Source: the annotation of a GenBank genome assembly